AUGGCUUUUAUCAGUUUAUUUGGAGCAUUCAUAGCUUCCUUUUGCUUUCUUAUCGUCUCUUAUUUUCUCAACCAGAAAACCUUUGGUUACUUACAAAUCAAGAAAACUCUUCAAAGAUACCCCUGGAACUGGCCGAUUCUUGGGAUGUUUCCGGGUUUGCUUGUGAGGAUUCACCGGAUAAACGACAGCGUUGAGGUUCUAGAAAACUCUAACAUGACGUUCCCAUUCAAGGGUCCAUGGUUUGCUGGAAAGGAUGUAUUGAUCACAGUCGAUCCAGCUAAUAUUCAGCAUAUAGUGAGCUCAAACUUCUCCAACUAUAUCAAAGGUGAGGAGUUCAAGGAGAUCUUUGAAGUUUACCGAGACGGGCUAGUCAACUCAGACGGUGAUCGAGCUAGCAAGCUGAAGAAGUGUUACCAGGCCCUUCUCCACGAUCAAGGGUUUCAGAGACUUUCAACGAGUGCCACAACAAGCAAACUCAAGGACGUGCUAUUGCCUCUUUUCGAUCAUUUUGCAGAGGAAGGGACGGUCGUGGACUUACAGGAUGUGUUCAGGAGAUUCACCUUUGACACAGCCCUAGUUACAAUAACCGGGUCUGAUCGUAGAUAUCUCUCCACUGAAAUGCGUGAAGAUGAGUUCGUUAAAGCAUUCGAGGAUGUUGGAGAAGCGAUUGUGUAUAGGCAUCUCACACCAAGAUUCUUUUGGAAGCUGCAAAAGUGGAUAGGGUUCGGACCAGAGAAGAAGAUGGUGGAAGCUGAAGCAUUAAUUGAUCGUGUUUGUGCAAAAUACAUAUUAGCUAAGAGAGAUGAGUUACAACAACAAGGGAUUAGUCAGCAUGAGGAUGUUUUAACUUUCUUCAUGAAACUAGAUACAACCAAGUACGAGCUCUCGGAUCCCAUUGAUGAUAAAUUCCUAAGAGAUGUCAUCUUGGGUUUCAUUGUAGCGGGAAGAGACACCGUGGUGUCAGCUCUUUCUUGGUUCUUCUGGCUUUUGUCUGAAAAUCCUCAAGUGACGACUUUAAUACGCGAAGAAAUCAACAAGAAUCUACCAAGAACCGGAUGUGGCCAUGAGAACUUGGACAAGCUCGUGUACUUACAUGCCACAUUGUAUGAAACAAUGAGGCUCUAUCCACCACUUCCAUUCCAACGUAAGUCUUCUAUAAAAUCAGACGUGCUUCCAAGCGGGCAUAAAGUCGAUGCAGACUCUCCAAUUAUGAUCUUUCUUUACGCGAUGGGGAGGAUUAGAGCUAUAUGGGGAGAAGACGCAUGGGAGUUUAAGCCAGAGAGAUGGGUUUCAGACACAGGAGAGUUGAGACAUGAACCGUCCCACAAGUUCUUUCCGUUUUACGCUGGCCCGAGAACUUGUCUAGGUAAGCAUACAGUUAUGAAUCAUUUGAAGAUAAUAGUGGUGGAGGUAUUACAAAACUAUGACAUUGAGGUAGUUAAAGGACACAAGAUCGAGCCACUUCCUGGUCUUACUCUUCACAUGAAGCAUGGGCUUAGAGUCAAGCUUGCUAAGAGAUGUUCAGCUUGAAAUGCUAAUGUUAGAGUUGUUCCAGUGAUA
Molecule: messenger RNA, 1560 nt
Organism: Raphanus sativus (radish)
Lineage: Eukaryota; Viridiplantae; Streptophyta; Magnoliopsida; Brassicales; Brassicaceae
Product: alkane hydroxylase MAH1-like
Exons: 1
Coding region: 1-1530 (509 amino acids)
Molecular function (GO): monooxygenase activity; oxidoreductase activity, acting on paired donors, with incorporation or reduction of molecular oxygen; iron ion binding
Source: RefSeq, a predicted model, not a curated record